AUGAAGAAAGAAAUAGUAACAGAUGUGAGAGAUAAAAGUAGUGGAAGGGAGACAUCCUCUGUACUGAAACCUGAUGUGAUAGGAAGGGAAAAAGAUAAGGAAAAAAUGAUUGAGUCAUUGUUGAAUCCAACUAGUAGCCAAGGAAAUGUUUCUGUGAAUGCAAUUGUCGGUAUUGGGGGCUUAGGGAAGACUGCACUUGCCCAGUUGAUCCUUGAAUGUGCAACUAAUAAUGAGGUGCCUAAUUUAUUAGGAUUAGAACAAUUGCAUAUUCGCUUUAAAGAGAAUUUAGAAGCGAAGAGGUAUUUGUUGGUGUUAGAUGAUGUAUGGAAUGAAGAUCAGAAAAAAUGGGAUGAUUUGAAAGCUUACUUGUUGAUGGGUGCCCCAGGGAGUAAAAUUUUAGUCACCACUCGUAGCACAAGAGUUGCAUUAGUCAUGGGUGUGGAUUCCCCAUAUGUUUUGCAAGGUCUAGCAGACAAUGAGGCUUGGGAUUUAUUUGACAAAUUAGCAUUUGGAGAGGGGCAUGGUGCAGUGAUGAAUCCUAAACUAAUAAAAAUUGGAAAAGAUAUGUUGAGUUACUGUCAAAUGCCCACUUAUUUAAGGCAAUGUUUCAGUUAUUGUGCAAUGUUUCCCAAAGGUCACGAAUUUGAUAAAGAAACAUUGAUUCGUUUGUGGAUAGCACAAGGAUACAUUUCAAAAAGCAUGUCUCAUUAUAAAAUGCAUGAUUUUAUCCAUGAUCUAGCACAAUCAAUAUCAAAGGAUAGGUACUUUGCAGUAGUGAAUGUUUGCGAAGGAAUCCAUCAUGUGUAUUGGCUAUCUUCUUUGAAUGAAAUUGAGAUGCUGGUUAAAGUUAAGGGCAUGAGGACAUUAUUUUUUGAAAGUUUUCCUGAGAGUUUACAAGCCUUAAAAGCCUUGGAAUUAAAAAGGUUCCAUGCCUUGCAUUCAGAAGGGGAUUGCGGGAGGGAUAUAAUUGAAGUGCCAAAUUCAAUAGCAAAAUUGAAGUAUUUGAGAUAUCUUGACAUUUCUGGGCUUGACAUGGAAACACUCCCAAAGUCCAUAACUAAUUUGCAGAACUUGCAAACUCUAAUACUCUUAUAUUGUAUAUAUCUUCAAGAGUUGCCUAGAGACAUAGAAAAACUGAUCAGCCUUAGGUGCCUCAUGAUUGAUGGAUGUGGAAAGCUAAGAUGCAUGCCAAUUGGAUUGGGGAAAUUAACUUGUUUGCGCCAACUGUCAGAUUUUGUGGUGGCAAGGGAUGAAGGCUCUAAGGGGGCUAUGCUAAAUGAAUUGAAUAGCCUAAACCAACUUAGGGGAAGUAUUUACCUCCACCUCCUUAGAAAUGUGGAAAAUGUUGAGAUAGAGUCCAACCAAGUGAAUUUAAGGGAAAAGAAGCACCUCCAGUUUUUGGAGUUAUGUUGGAGAAAUACUUAUCUUUAUGAGGGCCCUAUUGAUAAGACUGAAGUUGAAAAGAAUGAAUUAUUGUUAGAAAAGCUUGAGCCUCAUCCAAAUUUAAAAUCCUUGGUUGUGGAAUCUUUCAAGGGUCUUCCACCAUUGGACCAACUCCCUUAUCUAAAAACCCUUCGUCUCGAAGACCUUCAUUCUCUAGUUUAUAUAUCAGAUGAGGAGCCUUCCUUUUUGGCAUCGACAUCAUUUACAUCUUACCCAUCGCUGCAAGAGAUUGAACUCAGAAAUUGUUUUAAUUUGAGAGGAUGGUGGAGGAAGAAGAAAAGAAGUGGGGUUGAACUUGCUCAAUUUCCUUGUCUUUCAAAAAUGCAAAUCUGGGGCUGCUACAAGCUUAUUCUAGAUGAUGGUGAAGCCAUUGAAUGGGGAGGUCUCAGGAGUCUUCAAUCUCUUUCUUUUAGAUUUCUUUCAGAAUUGAAAUCUCUACCAAAGGGGCUUCAAUUUGCUACAAACCUGCAAGAGCUCAUCAUCAAUUAUUGUGAUAGUUUGAUGGCUUUACCAGAUUGGAUAGGCAACCUGACAUCACUUCAAUGGCUAGAAAUUUACAAUUGCCCUAAUUUGAGAUCUCUGCCUGAGGGAAUGCAUUUACUGACUUCUUUACAGAAGUUGAGGAUUGCAAGAUGCCGCAAGUUGUCUGCAAGAUGUAUGAAGGAAAAGGGUGUGGAUUGGCCCAAGAUUGCUCACAUCCUGAUUCUCGAGAUUCAACCUCCAGGUUUUUGA
Hevea brasiliensis (rubber tree) is the source of this 2175-nucleotide messenger RNA. Its product is annotated as disease resistance protein RGA2-like. The transcript has 6 exons. Lineage: Eukaryota; Viridiplantae; Streptophyta; Magnoliopsida; Malpighiales; Euphorbiaceae. The record is from RefSeq and is a predicted model, not a curated record. Gene Ontology annotation, biological process: defense response to other organism. Gene Ontology annotation, molecular function: ADP binding. The coding region runs from base 1 to 2175 and encodes 724 amino acids.